Molecule: messenger RNA, 564 nt
Organism: Cooperia oncophora
Lineage: Eukaryota; Metazoa; Nematoda; Chromadorea; Rhabditida; Trichostrongylidae
Source: the annotation of a GenBank genome assembly
AUGUCUCUCGACAAGCAUUUGUUCGAGCUGAAAUUUGCUGCAAAGCAAUUAGAGAAAAGCGCCCAGCGAUGUGAGAAACAGGAGAAAGUCGAAAAGGACAAAUUCACAGCGGCAAUAAAGAAAGGCAAUAGGGAAGUAGCACAAGUUCAUGCAGAAAAUGCUAUACGGAAGAAGAAUGAGGCGGUGAAUUACAUUCGUAUGGCAGCUCGGAUAGACGCAGUUGCUGCUCGAGUACAAACUGCCGCCACGCAGAAGCGAGUCACUAGUAGCAUGAGUGGUGUUGUAAAGGCUAUGGAAAGCGCGAUGAAGACGAUGAACCUCGAGAAGGUUCAACAAUUGAUGGAUCGUUUCGAAAGGGACUUCGAAAAUCUUGACGUUCAUACUGCAACGAUGGAGCGCACCAUGGACGGUACCACAGUGCUUAAUGCACCCAAAGCUCAAGUGGAUGCCCUUAUCGCCGAAGCGGCUGACAAAGCUGGGUAUGUGCUAAUACUGCACGCUUUCAUUUUCAUAUCACCCUCUAAUGAGCACACACAUGUCGUGAAUUUUCUGAUUUCUGAAUAA